This is a messenger RNA of Camellia sinensis, 537 nucleotides long. NCBI's taxonomy places the organism in Eukaryota, Viridiplantae, Streptophyta, Magnoliopsida, Ericales, Theaceae. The record is from RefSeq and is a predicted model, not a curated record.
AUGGCUUGUUCAUCAUCAAGUAAGGUUAUUAUGGAGAAAGAGGAGAGGUCACAUGUUUUGGCUGUUGAUGACAAUUUGGUUGAUAGAAAACUCAUUGAAAGUCUUCUUACCAAAUCUAGAUGCACAGCAUUGAAUCCUACUGCAAUUAAUAGUUACUUGUCGGGUAUUGAAGCUUUGAGUGGAACCAAUUUUAAGAAAUGCAAGGAACAAAUUGGAAUUGUUUUGGGAAUUAUGGAUUUAGACUAUGCAUUAAGAGAGCCAGUAGCUACAAAGCCUAAUGAUAUGAGUUCUAAGGAACACAUGGAUUUAUAUGAAAAAUGGGAACACUCUAAUUGCUUAAGUCUAAUGAUUAUGAAAGGCUCAAUUAUGCUUGCAAUUCAAGGAGCACUCCCUAUUUUUGAAAGUGUAGUGAGCUAUAUGAAAUCUAUAGAAGAACAAUUCAUUGGAACUUCCAAAUCCCUUGCUACUACUCUCAUGAUUAAAAUGAUGACAAUGAAAUAUAAUGGUUUGAGUGGUGUUCGUGAACAUAUCUUAUAG